Phalaenopsis equestris is the source of this 1396-nucleotide messenger RNA. RefSeq names its product gibberellin 20 oxidase 1-A-like. The transcript is spliced from 3 exons. The record is from RefSeq and is a predicted model, not a curated record. Bases 32 to 1186 code for a protein of 384 amino acids. Gene Ontology annotation, biological process: flower development; unidimensional cell growth; gibberellin biosynthetic process. Lineage: Eukaryota; Viridiplantae; Streptophyta; Magnoliopsida; Asparagales; Orchidaceae. Gene Ontology annotation, molecular function: gibberellin 20-oxidase activity.
ACCAAACUUCAAGCUCUAAUUCACUUCCACAAUGAAUUCAAGCCCCACUUCUCUCCUCCUACUCCCUCCAGCUGAACUCCUGAACCCUCAUGGCAAAGACUCCAACUUUGCAACCAGCAUCAUCUUCGACUCCUCUCACCUCCGCAACCAAGCUUCCAUUCCUCGCCAAUUCAUCUGGCCGCAGACUGCCAGGUCGAGCAAGCCAAACGAGCUUCAAGCUCCCGUCAUCAACCUGGAUGGCUUCUUCCAUGGCGACGAAGACUCAACGAAGCUAGCCUCCGACCUCCUCCAUUCGGCGUGUACAGAACACGGCUUCUUCCAAGUCACCAACCAUGGUGUCAGCUCUGCUCUCAUGGACGACACCAUGAGCUGCAUUGACGAGUACUUCAUGCUUCCCCUGCAACACAAACUGAAAGCUCGCAGAAAACCGCAGAGCAUGUGGGGUUACGCCGGAGCCCACGCCGACCGAUUCACCGCCAAGCUCCCAUGGAAGGAAACCCUGUCUUUCGGCUACGAUAGCUCUGCCUCAAAUUCCUCCAUUCUCGUUGACUAUUUCACAUCCACCCUCGGAAGCUCUUACCAGAAAAUGGGGAUGGUGUACCAGAGAUACUGUGAAGCGAUGACGAAGCUCUCUGUUUCGAUCAUGGAGCUGCUGGCAAUAAGUUUAGGGGUGGAUCGUUCGCACUACAGCAAGUUCUUCGCGGAAAGCAGAUCAAUAAUAAGGUGCAAUUACUACCCACCAUGCCCGGAGCCAGAGCUCACGUUUGGUACAGGGCCGCAUUGUGAUCCCACCUCUCUUACGAUCCUUCUGCAACAAGAAGGAGUCGAAGGGCUGGAGGUGUUUUCCGGCGGGGAGUGGCGGGUGGUGCGGCCUGUUGCCGGCGCUCUAGUCGUCAACAUCGGCGACACAUUCAUGGCGCUAUCUAAUGGUAGGUACAAGAGCUGCUUACACCGGGCAGUGGUAAACAAGAUGGUGGAACGAAGGUCGCUUGCCUUCUUCCUGUGUCCAAGAGAAGACAGAGUGGUGAGGCCUCCAAUGUGCAUUGUGGACGAAGAGAAUCCGAGGAAGUAUCCCGACUUUACAUGGGCUGAGCUCUUCGACUUCACACAAACUCAUUAUAGAGCUGACAUGAAAACCCUACAGAACUUCUCUCACUGGCUUCAUUCCUCCCCCAGCCUCUUGUAGCUCUCCACAUCUUAUUUAGGCUCCGUUUGGGGUAGCUUAUCCGCUGUGGCGGCAUUUUGAAAAAGUUGUCUUGCCUUUUGGAAACUGCGUCUGAGCAGCUAAUCAAAAAAAAAAAAUGGUUUUUUACACUAAAUGCGAAAAAGCGGAUCGCACCCCGUGGUCCGCAUUUCCAAAUAAGCAACUUAUCUGGAUAAGCACAAGCUGCCCCAA